Molecule: messenger RNA, 1543 nt
Organism: Schistosoma guineensis
Lineage: Eukaryota; Metazoa; Platyhelminthes; Trematoda; Strigeidida; Schistosomatidae
Source: the annotation of a GenBank genome assembly
GGAAUUUCUACCUAAUUAAUUACUACGUUUGGUUUUAAAAAAUAUAAAUUCUAUGACAUAUAUGUUACAUAUAUUCUAUUGAACUUCUUGAAGUGUAAUCAUUGGUUACAUUAUUGAUAUUUAGUCAAAUCAACUCUAUAUUUACUUGUAUUAGCAACAAUAUUAUACUCAGUGAUUACAUUUAUAUAUAUAUAUAAAUACUGUAAUAUCAAUUCUAUUCAUCUUUUUGUUACCUUCUGAUUCUGUGCCUAUCAAAGAAAGUCAAUAUAUAUUAUCAUGUCACGUAAAUCAAUUCAAAAGAAUGCAUUAAGUAAUUCGGUACCAUCAUUCAAAGAAACCAAUUAUGAUAUUCAUGAAUUAAUUUAUUUUAAAUGUCCUGGAAAAUUAUUUAUACAACGUACAUUAAAACCAAAUGAAGAAUUUAAUAAAGAAUAUAUGAAGAAAUUAAUUAAUAAAAAACAAACUAUUCAAUCUCAAGAACGUAUGAUUUAUUUAACAGAAAAUGGUUUAAGAAUAAAAGCUUAUAAAAAACCAACAAAUUCAUAUAAACGUUUAUAUUUAGGUUAUGAACAAAUUGAAAUAAUUUAUAUAUCAGAAGGUACCAAAAAUAUUCUUGUAUUAGGUAUUAUUAGUAAAAAUCAACAAAUACGUGCUUAUGAAUGUACAAAAAUUAAAGAUGAUGAUGAUUUUAAAACUUUGUGUAGAUUACUUGUUCAAGCAUGUGAAAAUAGUGAAAGAAAAUUAAUUGAAUUAAAUCCAAUUGGUACAUUAUCUAUGUCAUCAUUAUAUGAUAAUAAAAGAUUUAAUCAUGGAUCACUUGGUUCAAUUGUAUGGACACAAUCUAAUGAUAUUGAUAAUGAAUUACAAAGUCAAUUAGAAAAUCGUUUAUAUCAAAAUGAAUUAAUAGAAAAUGAAAAUGAUGUACAUAAAAUGGUGUCACAAUAUUCACAAAAUGAUUCAGUAACUAGUAUUAUAUCAUCAAUUUUAAAAAAUGAAAAAGGAUCUAAUGAAAAUAUGAAUAGUAAAAUUGAAUCAAGUGAUACAGAAGGUAGUGAUCCAGUGAAACACUAUAAUGGAAUAAACGGUGAUUUUAAUGACGUAACCUAUGAAGAUGACUAUGAUGAUGAUGAUGAUGAUAAUGAUAAUAUUAAUAAUAAUAAUAAUAAUCGUUAUGCUUCAGCGAUUUACAAAGCGGACGCUUACGUUGAACCUAUACUUACGCCAAUAUUUCAUGCAGACGAUGAAUCAGCAAAGUUAUAUUAUAGAACAGGUUAUGAGGGUGAUUCAUAUGAGGAAAAUUAUGAAGUGACAGAUUUGUAUCCACCAUCUAAAUGGCCAGCUGGAGUUACCUUUAUUUGUCCAGACUCUAAAUCUGGUGCAACUAUCGCACAUCUUGGACCUGUUUAUUUAUAUUCUGAAAGAUUUGUCGAUGUUGACAAUGACUGUAUUGAGAAUCAGACAUCAGCCUAACAUUAUAAUUUAAUGAAAAAUUAAAUGAUUCGUUACUUAACUGUGUUUUUUUUAAAUAUAGCUUGUAAAUUUG